Molecule: messenger RNA, 1565 nt
Organism: Periconia digitata
Lineage: Eukaryota; Fungi; Ascomycota; Dothideomycetes; Pleosporales; Periconiaceae
Source: the annotation of a GenBank genome assembly
AUGGAGAUUCCGCCCGACAUAAUCCCCUGUCUGCAGCUUAUCCGUGGGAUGGAAGUUCUACCUGAAUCCCCGGCAAAGUUGCCAGUCACGCUUCACAACCUUCCCACCGAGCUUCUUCUACACAUCGCCUCCUAUCUUGUUCACACCCGCCACUGGAAUGCAAGCUUGCGCAGCCUUUCACUCGUAUGUCGCUCUUUGCGACCAAUCGCGCAAGAGAUUCUGAUAAUCAAUCCGCAACUGCAUACUUCUUACAUCCCCCUUUACAUCCACAACGUACUGGAGUAUGGCCAUAGGUUACGUUAUCAGGUCAAGACUGUUGAACUCGAAAGCAGCCUGCACGAAGAUGUACGUGAGCGAUGUGGGGGUCAUCGUACAGAUCCGCCAGCGACAUCUCGACGUGAUGCUGCGCUUCUUUCCUGGAUUGAGGCGAUUCAAGACCCCGACCGGAUAAAAAACCCACAACGUCAAUUUCACCUGUUGAUGAAAGGUUGUAUAGAACGAGAUCGCGUUGAUAAUCUGUCGACGAACAGUAUCUUAAUGGAUGAUAGGAGCAACCGGGGGAAGAACAUAGAUACAUUCAUUGUUCCAAUUCUUGUGCUUUUCCUCAUCAACAUGUUCGACAAUCUGAGGGAGCUGAAAUUGGCUGGAUGUGUCGUACAGCAUUUUCCGUUUAUACUUGAGUUUGAACCAAAUAUAGACAGGGGUGGUAGGAUUCUUCGUACAGAAGUUUUCCGGAAAAUGAAAAAGCUUGAAAACCUCGAGUGGCCUGGGAAACUGGGCUUUCGAACUUCAAUUGACGCUCGAACGAGGCAGAUUUAUCACAGAUUCAACAUUUGGACAUCGGUCAAGGUUUUCAGCGUGCCUAUGUGGAUGCUUCGGGUGUGGGGUUCGCCGAUAGCGAAUUGGCUGCCUGGAGUACCAUUGCAAAAUAUCUUACCUGCUGGGCUGGUGUGUCUACGAAUUACAGAGGCAGAAUGUGUCAUCGGCAGACUUGUGACUAAUCUGUGUAUUGCCUGCAAGAACGGGCAUCUCUCUCAGCUUCGACGCCUGGAAAUUUACUUCAAAGGAUGCAUCGACAGGGAGCGCUUUUUGGCUUCUGUUUUACGAUAUCCAGACCCAUGGAUCAGCAUUCCCCAAAUGUGCGCUGAUGCAAAUCUGGAACUACUUCUGUGCUCCCCAGGUCCCUGGAAGCCGUGCGAUAUCCAAUACGAUGUAUUGGGAGGUACGGUCUGGUCGCUGAGAGAGCAAGGAGAACUAGGGCCUGCUGUAGUUCCAGAGGAAGUUUUUCGGGCGAACUCUUUCUGCAAAGCGGAUUAUGUAACGGGGUGGGGAUAUACCGGCAUAGACUUGAGGAUUGAGCGAGAAUGGGACGCGGACGGAGACAUCGUGAUGCAAUCAUGAGGAACACGGCGACAGGACCACUAUCCGACGAUUCGAUUUUUAUCAAAAUACAGCGCAGGAACUAUUCCAGUAAAAAUGAUCAAGGUCAGCCACUUGAAAGACUUCUCAGGGUAGAUGGAUCAUGGUCAAGACUCAAUGGUAUCGUCAAGGCGAGAAUCGUACCC